CCCCCUCCCCAUAAAGAGGAGUGGAGCGCGGACCCCGUCCCCUUUCCCCUUUGGCGUUGGGCGCGCUCCCUCUCUGGGCGGAGCCGGGGCGGGGCCUGGUGUCAAGUUCCCCUCCCUGGUCGGUCGUAACCUUCGUCUUGGGUUGGAUUCCCUCAGCGCCCGACUUACCGGUGUCCCCCCCCCACCUCCAAUCCCAAGUCGCGUUUUAUCGUGGUUGACUUUUUCUCGGCUCUGCAUCGGGGCCUCGCCGUGCUCGCGCCUGGCUCUGCCCUUUCGAGGGGAUCGACCGGUGCUUCGCCAAGCUUCCCCCUCCUUGCCCCCGCGAUUAAAGGAGGAUAUGCUACAAAGCUGAAUCAAGCAGGCCUACUGCAAUAAUUUCUAAGGGGCACAUAAAGAACUGUAAAAGGUUAGUGGACUCCAAAACCCUGAGGGCCAACACAAGCACAUCUGGCCUUGAGACAACAUAUCCACAAGUACUCAAAGAAGCUGAGGUGUUAAUAUGGCUCGUAUUACACUUGAAGAACUAAAUGAAAUGGAUGAUGAGAUCCAGGAUGAAGAACAAGAACAAGAUGAAACAGAACAAAACAGGCUGUUUUCUAUGUGGGAAACAGUAGCCAACACUCAUCAAGUGAUACUUCCUCAAGACAUGGCAGCUCCAAUAGUACAGAUGACUCACCACAACCAAGUGCGAGAGCCUGUGCCCUACACUAUUUUAUCACAGCAUGAGAAAUGCGAGGAAACAACAUAUGAGGAACGCUUAUACCCUGCUGGGAAAUGGGCAUGCAUUACCAAAGGAGAACCCAAGUAUGAGCAGAGUACCUCAUUGGGUUUCAUGAAACUUAUAAGAUACAUCUGCAAAGAGAAUUCCCUAGGCCAGCACUUGGGGAUGACAGUACCAGUGAUUAAUGAGAUCCACCUGAAUAAGGAGAGUACUGAAUUGGUCCAAGAAGUCAUCACCGCUUAUUAUCUUCCUCAGGAAUUUCAGCUUAAUCCUCCUCUCCCCAUGGAUCCAGAAAUCCAAAUCCUAGAAAGAUCACCACUUCAGGUUAUCACCAGGGAGUUUUAUGGGCCAACUACUGAGGAGACAAUCCUGCGAGAGAUUCACUUUCUUUGGGAGUUACUGGGCUCGACAGAUAAUGUGCUCCGUGAAAGGUACUUGGUGGCAGCAUAUCAGAACCCUAGUAUACCUAAUCGUCGCAAUGAGAUAUGGUUUAUCCGGAAAACAGACUGAAAGCAUCAUGGAUUUCUGACAAGUUUGUAAUCCAGUGAAUUCAGUUUAGAUGACAGUUCUAGCCUGAAGGAGACAAAUGCACUUCCCAACUUACUCUAGAACUGACCUGAUGACCCAUUCCUUUUCCUUGAGGGCAUUAAGGAAUUGUGUUCCCUCCUAUGAGUUCAGAAAUGGGGGGAAACAAGACCAUGGAAAAAUAGUAUGGCUUUCUAAUGGUCCUGGAGGGAGCUGGCACUGGAAGAAUUGAUGGAUAGCUGCUUCAUUGACUUUGAAAUUUGUCUAUGCGGUGUUGAGUCAGAAUGCAUCAGAAAUUGCAACUGUUCAGCAAUCCACAUCUGGUAUUUCAAACAUUCUGAAUUCUUCUGGAAAUGAAUUUGGAAUGUCAGUCUGUAGCUGGAUGGGGGCAUAGCUCAUAGUUUUACUUACUUAGAGAGAGAAUUUAAUUUCUGGGCAAGACGCUAUAUCUUUAACCAUGUAUAUGAGAUACUUUUAAUCACCUCUGUUCCAGCUUGAUGUGGAAUAAUUUCAGCCUUUCUUAACUGGGUUGAUUUGAAUAUAUCCUACAAAGCCCCUCCCAGGAACAAUCUCCCCUGAAGAGAAGAUCUGAGAAUUAGAGAUCAGAGAAAUCCUCUUCUGUUUUUCAAGAGUGGUAUAACACCUGUCCCUCUGUGACCUCACUACCAACUGGAAUUGUAUCCAUGGAUGCUUCUAGACUGAUUACUGCUUUCAUUUUUCCCUCCUUCAUAGACAUUUUUCUAUUAAUAGAAGUAAAUGGAAGCUACAGUGAAAAGAUUUAGGACACUUAUCAAUGAAAAACUUGAUUAUAUGGACCCUAGACUUCUUUUUAUUCUCUUAAUGAACAAGGUAAUUGCAAAAUAAAGGCCAUAUCUAAAAGCAUCCCAUCAUUUUGCAAGGUGCCCAUUGAGUGAGCCAUAUAUUUAUUGGAAGUUAUAACUGGCUGCAUUGUUACAUUGCACUAUUGUGAUUGGUUGAUUUUAUGACCAAGAAAGUUGCUGUCUUCUCUGAAGGAGGAUAAAUAGCACAGAGCAAUUAUGAAAUAAAAUCUAGUUCAAACCCC
Messenger RNA from Thamnophis elegans (Western terrestrial garter snake), 2309 nucleotides. Its product is annotated as heme-binding protein 1-like. The record is from RefSeq and is a predicted model, not a curated record. Bases 500 to 1231 code for a protein of 243 amino acids. The transcript has 8 exons. Lineage: Eukaryota; Metazoa; Chordata; Lepidosauria; Squamata; Natricidae.